AUGCAUUUGAUGUUAAGAUUAGCACAUAUUACACGAUGUUUGGAAUGUUUGACAAAUAACACUGACUGGCAACUAACAAAUCCAAAAGUCAGUGCACAUGACAAGGACUCUGGAGAUGGUCGACAAAAUUUGUCCUUUUACUUCCAAGAUGGAAGUUAUGACAAAGCAUACUUUGAUAUCAAUAAAGUUGAUGGAAGCAUAAAAGUCCUCCAACCACUUGAUAGAGAAAAACAUUCUGAAUAUAACCUUAUACUUAAGGUACAACAAGACAACAAUCCCUCAAGAAGUGCUACAGCUAGUCUUCUAAUUAAAGUGAAAGACAUUAAUGAUAAUCUUCCGUUUUUCGAAGAUGAUUAUGAAGAAGUGUAUAUCGAUGAGCAUGCAUCGUCUGGAACGUUUCUGUGUAAACUAUCUGCUACUGAUAACGAUUCGAAACCUUUUGACAAGACUGAAUAUCUGUUAAAAGAAUUAUCGGACAUAUUUUCUGUUGCGACUAAUGAAGAUGGUUAUGGGGAAAUCAGAGUCAACAGUUCUAAACAACUUGAUCGUGAAACACUUGGAGAUGUUAUCAAUGUUACAGUGACAGCGGUUGACGCAAAAAAUAGUAUUGAAGGUGGUAAUAUGAUAUUACAGAUACACAUAAUUGAUAUAAACGACAACAGUCCUAUAUUUACACAGCCAGAUGGAUACACUUUCUCUGGAAAGAGCACUGGAAUGAUUGGUCAGGUAAAUGCAACUGAUGACGACAUUAACCUUAAUGGUUUAGUUAUAUAUGAAAUACCAUUUCAUCACGGUAAUCUCAGAAUUGAUAAAAACACAGGAGUUGUAAACCUCACCGAUCCAAUCUCAGAUGAUAUAACAUUUCAUGCAGAGGCUUGUGAUAGUCCAGUCCAACAAAGCAGCAGGCGUUGCAAUCAAGUGCCUGUAACGAUAUUGGCAAAUUUGACAGAUACUUUGCAAAAAGAAUUCAAUGCAACCAUAUCCGAAAAUGUUAGGCCUAAAACUAUUGUUAAAUUUAUAGAUAUGGGAGAAAGAAAGACCUAUAAAAUGAUUGGAGAAAACUCGUCGUUUGAAGUAGGGGUCACAAGUGGAGUUGUUUCUACCUUGGCCAACAUAGACAGGGAAGAUGGGCAUGAUAACUACACAUUAAACAUCCAUGUUCUUACCAAUAGAAACUUUGUUUUUGCUAACAUAACGCUCACCAUUUAUGUUCUUGAUGUGAAUGACAAUCCACCUGUCUAUGACACUAUUGACAAUUUUUUCGAGCUACCCUACCCUCUUACUCCAGGGACCGAUAUUGGUUAUGUGACUGCAACUGACAAAGAUCAUGCUGAAAAUGGUGCCAUACAGUAUAUUAUCCCAGAAACCAUAACCUCGCGGUAUUUUACCAUAAACGAAACAACGGGGAAUAUAUCACUUUCGGAUGUAAUUCUUCCGCAUGGCAAAGAGUUCUUUCAGUUAAUAAUAAUUGCAAGAGAUAAGGGAAAUCCUCCCCUACAGUCUUCCUGUAAUGUUUAUAUAUCCAGAACUCUCAUAACCGAUCUUUUUGUCCGAAUCGAAGCACCAUUAGAAUCAACUGUUCUUAAGUCACAACAUUUGGAAUAUGAAAGGAAAUUGAGUGAACUCCUAUCGCUGAUGGUAAAAAUUGAAGAUGUUAAUCCUAAAGUGAUCACAGGGACCACUAGGAAAGAUGUAUCCCAACCAAGAUCAUUAUUGGAUAUUUCUGCAAGGAAUUUGACUGGAUCUAAAUUACUAAAUGAAGAACUACAAAGGAUUGUACUGCGGAACAUGGAAGGAAUACAACUGCUGUUCUUGCAAGAAAGCCCACCGACAGUAUCAGAGGAUUCCAAAUUCACAGCGUCACAGAUUGGACUGGUUGUAUUAGCUGCUAUUAUACUUGUUGGAGGCAUUCUUGCUACUAUCUUCAUUUUUAGGAAAAAGAAAAGAUCAUUGGAUGAAAAUUCAGUUUCAUCUCUUGACGAGGAAAAAACUCCCAUAAUCAAUGACGUAAAUGUAGUUAAAGAUACUGUUUCAAUGCAGUCAAUAGAAGUAACUGUUGACCUUGGGGAGGAACGGGAACGAACAUCAGACUACGACAGUUCUCAAAACAGUAAUGAACAAGCAAUUUCAGAAUCAAAUGCUUUAGGAACUAUUAAUCCAGCAUUUCAAAACGAUACCGAAACCCUCGACAUGCCUGAAAUAAACGCGAUUUCAACAACUGACGAGGCUGAACAACAGCUUAAUCAGUUAAAUGAAUUGUUGAACAUGGAAGAAAAUAAAGGAUCAAUACAAGACUAUCAAAUUGAAGAUACAGUAACAGAUAGCAAAGAUGUCAAGAACGGUGAUGAAGACAAUGCCCCACAUGUUUCAAAUGACACCGGGUCAGAUUUAUAUCCUCCAAAAGCAGAUUAUACCAAUAGCAAUAACACUAGAUCUGAAAAUGAGCAAAUGGAUGAAAAUCAAUAUCUUCCCGUCAAUGAAGAAAUUGAAGAUGCAUUGAAUGAAAGUUCAGACUUACCACAAGCUGACUAUGAAAACAUUGAAAAUGAAACACCUAUAGGAGGAAAUAAUGACCAAGUACUUGAUCAAGAAUCUGGCGAGUUUAUAAUGACUUCUGAUAAAGUUGAUGACCCAGACAUAGACUACAACACAUCAAAGGUCAAGCAUAGUGAUGAAAAUAGUGAUGAUGUGCACGACGAAGAACCAGACAUUGAUUACAAUGAGAAACAGGUGCGCUUUUCUACUGUUGUUUUGGACAGUGAAGAGAACAAAUUUGAGCCUUUGAAAACUGAUGUUGACGAUCAAAGUGACGUCUUAUCUAAUGAAAACGAAACUCCUGAAGAUUCCGUAGACGGAGAAGAUCAGACGACUGAAAAUGAAACAAUCAAUGAUCUAACGGAUAUAAGUGAAAAUGACAAGAGUUUACUUCUAUCCGAAGAAGAAACUACAGCUUUUUAAAGAAUGCUUUUAGAAAGUCCAUAGAUACUUUCGAGAGAAUGGUCAAUUACUGUUUUAA
Mytilus trossulus (common blue mussel) is the source of this 3016-nucleotide messenger RNA. Its product is annotated as cadherin EGF LAG seven-pass G-type receptor 1-like. The transcript has 18 exons. Gene Ontology annotation, molecular function: calcium ion binding. The coding region runs from base 1 to 2958 and encodes 985 amino acids. Lineage: Eukaryota; Metazoa; Mollusca; Bivalvia; Mytilida; Mytilidae. Gene Ontology annotation, cellular component: plasma membrane. Gene Ontology annotation, biological process: homophilic cell-cell adhesion. The record is from RefSeq and is a predicted model, not a curated record.